AUGUCGGGGGACGGGGCUGCUGGGAAGCCUGUAAAGGGGGCUGCUGGGAGACCCGCCGAGAAAACCUCAAACUUUAAGGGAGAGAAACAAAAUGCGGACUAUGGCGUCUUCGGUCAGGUCUUGUACCACCUGGUGUCUUUCACUGAGGGUUACGAGCAGCAGGUGUUGUACAUGUGCAUGAGGGCGUUCGAGUCGACGUUGGGUUUCUCCAAGCGGCAGCUGACGAUGCUGAUGACUGUGUCCAUCAUGUCGCGCCUGUGCUGCUCACUGGUUUGGGGGUUGCUGGCGGACGCCUUCGAGACUAAUCUGGUGUUGGCUGCGGGGUUGUUGUUCAUGGGCAUCGCCUCGAUUUUGCUCAGCUGGACGUCGCACUACUCGGCGAUCCUCUUCUUGCGCUUCUUACACGGCGCCGCGUUCGGUUGCGUGUACCCAGUUCAGCAGAAAAUGAUCUCGGAUUCAGAUGACGAGCAGAACAGCAGCACAUUCACCCGACUUCACGCUCUUAAUACCAUCGGCCGCAUGCUGUGCGCCGUCUUGACUACAGAGGCUGCCCAGAACAUCUUGCUGGGAUAUAUUGGCUGGCGCGUAUCGUACGUUGUGUUGGGUUAUGUGUGGAUUUCGGUUGGCAUAGGGAUUAUAUUUGCAAUUAAAACAAAUCCGGUACACACCUCUCCCUAUCAAUCCAUGACCGAAUUCAUCAACCAGAUAUCCGGGGCCUUUAAAGCGGUUUUUUCGAAUUGGUCAGCAUUUUUGUCUAUCUUUACGAUGUUGAUCGCGGAGGCUCCGAUGUGCACGCUUCCGUACAUGAUCACGUACCUGGAGUAUUUGGGUGUGUCUGACCUGAAGGUGGGCGUUGCGAUUGUGGUCACGACGAUCGGCGGCGCAGCAGGAACUGCGGCCGGAGGAAUAGUUAUAGACAAAAUUACGAACUUGCAUAAGGAGUAUGGUGAGCUGAUUGCCGGCAUCGUAGUGAUGGGCGUCCGAUUAAUAGUGUGCCUCUUGUUCUUCAUCUCCCCCGCACCAGACGGACGUUUGCAUUGGUACCACUACAUAGAGUUUGCGAUUAUGGGCGCAACGUUGGUUACGGUUGGCGGCGUGGAUAGGCCUAUUAUGAAGAAAGCGAUAGAGGAAAAGUACCAGGCCACCGCAUCGGCUAUAAUCCAGUGCAUAUCCGGCAUCUCGAUUAGCGUCAGCUUCGUCGAGAUUUUCGCGUGGGUGUCAGAGAAGCUGCACGGAUACGUGCCAUCCAAGCAACCACUCGAAGCCAUGGACGACGGUCUGAAAGAUAGAAACACCGAGGCCCUGAGGAGGUCGACCAUGUACAUCAUCGUGAUAGGCUCAUUGCUCAACAUCGCUUGCUAUGGAGCAUUGUUUGGCACAUACAAGGAGGAUAAGGAGGUUGUUGAACAGGAAAACAAGAAAGAAAGGGAAAAAAGGGCAGAAAGGGUGUAUAGUAAGGGAACUUUAGGGGAAAGGUUUGUGACAGAAGAAGAGAUAAAAGCAAGGGAGUUGGCAGUGCCACAGGACGCAAUGGGAAUUGAAGUUCCAGUGGACUCUGAUAGAGCCCUGAGCAGGACAGACGAUGAUAUGGUGGCACCAGGAGGUGUACGAGACUUUUUGCGAAUAACGCCAAGGAGUUUUCGCAAAUGA
Molecule: messenger RNA, 1650 nt
Organism: Babesia ovata
Lineage: Eukaryota; Apicomplexa; Aconoidasida; Piroplasmida; Babesiidae
Product: major facilitator superfamily member protein
Exons: 2
Coding region: 1-1650 (549 amino acids)
Biological process (GO): transmembrane transport
Cellular component (GO): membrane
Molecular function (GO): transmembrane transporter activity
Source: RefSeq, a predicted model, not a curated record